Messenger RNA from Arabis nemorensis, 729 nucleotides. The record is from the annotation of a GenBank genome assembly. Lineage: Eukaryota; Viridiplantae; Streptophyta; Magnoliopsida; Brassicales; Brassicaceae.
AUGUCUGCGAACGAGAUACCUGACGAGCUAUGGAGGAAGAUACUAGAGAUUGGUGUAAAGUCGUCGACUUUAUCUUACAAAGAUCUCUGUUGCAUCUCAAUCUCCUCUCGCCGACUCUGCCGAUUGUCCUCCGAUGAUUCCCUCUGGCUUCUUCUUCUCUUCAUUGAUUUCCCCAAACACAUCGACUCUUCUUCUUCCUGUUCUCAAUCUCCCGCCAAGUUUAUCUAUAGGACAAGGUUUGAGAGGGAGAAGGAGAGGAAAGUAGCGGCACAUAGAAGAGCUUUAUUGAGGAAAGAGAGUGAGAUUUCGGAAUGGGGAAGGAGGAUUCGUGAAUUGGAGACUCGAUUAUCAGAGGAAGCAGAGAGAUUUCAGGCUACUUCUGUGGAAUUUUCAAAUUUGCAGAAAAUCAGGCAAGCAUCAGUAGCAUUGAACGUUUGGCAGCCAGAGGUUGUACGUGGUAGACAAAGACAAAUGGUUGAGCAAAGCGCUGUUCCUGUUGAAGGUCGAUUGCGUGCGCUUGAGAUGGAGAUGAAGUUAUGCAAACAGCAAAUCAUGGGUGUGAAUCGGGCACUUAGGGAGGUAAAACGUCGAUUUGACAUGGCUAAAAAAGAGCUAGAAUCCAUGAAGUAUCAUCCUUUACGAGAUUAUAAGUCGAUACGUAGUGGAGAUCAAGCAAGUAAUGGGAAGAGGAAGAAACUGAAAACAAGCAUUAUCUGCUUUUCUCCAUGA